UCUUUCUGGCGUAAUUACAAUGUUUAUGAAAUCAAUUCGGCCUGUGUUGAGGUGUAGCUCCUUCCCACUUGUCUCCCCGGGGGUCACACCGGCUGCGGGAUGGGUAAAUCCUCAUGUACAUGGAUCACUAACUCCGCCCGGCCCAGCCGCCACGUCAAAGACCGCCAGCGACAGAACAAACGAGCGCACCCUGUGAUCCCACUGACUGUCGGUGAAUGAAAACUGAUAAACAAAGAACCGGCGACUUGUCAGGAAAACACACAACGCUCCUCAAGCUCCACGGAAACAUGGAAACUGGUCUGAGUCAGGAGAAGGUCGCCACCUUCCUUAAGCGACUGCGGGCCGAGCCGCGCUACCUGUUGGCCCAGAAUGUGUCGACCUGCAUUGACCCGUUGGAGGUUUGUCUGCACCGGCAGACUGUCCAGGAUACUGUGCACAUCUUCCAGCACUCUAUCCCCACAGAGGGCAAGCCCGUCACCAACCAGAAAAACUCAGGGAGAUGUUGGAUCUUCUCGUGCCUCAACGUCAUGCGACUUCCCUUCAUGAAGAAGUUUAACAUAGAGGAGUUUGAGUUUAGUCAGUCCUAUCUCUUUUUCUGGGACAAGGUUGAACGUUGCUACUACUUCCUCCAGGCCUGUGUGGAGACAGCACAGAGGAAGGAGCCAGUGGACGGACGCCUGGUCCAGUUCCUGCUCUCCAAUCCAACCAAUGACGGAGGACAGUGGGACAUGCUGGUCAACCUCAUUGAAAAGUAUGGCGUCAUCCCAAAGAAAUGCUUUCCAGAGUCACACAGCUCAGAGGCCUCACGCAGAAUGAAUGACAUCCUUAAUCAUAAGCUGAGAGAAUACUGCCUAAGACUGAGGAACAUGGUGGCCAGUGACGCUACUAAAGCGGAAAUAUCUGAUGCUGUGGACACCAUGAUAGAGGAGGUGUUCCGGGUGGCCAGUGUUUGUCUAGGCAGCCCUCCUGAGACCAUAAGUUGGGAGUACAGGGACAAGGACAAGAACUUCCAUCGCAUGGGACCCCUCACCCCUCAGGAGUUCUACACGGAGCACGUGAAACCCCUAUACAACAUUCAGGACAAAGUCUGCCUCGUGAACGACCCUCGACCUCAGAACCCUUACGGGAAGCUGUACAGUGUUGAGUUCCUAGGCAACAUGGUUGGGGGCCGCAGCACUCUGUACAACAACCAACCCAUCCAGCUGCUUAAAAAGGCUGCCGCUGAUUCCAUCAAGGAGGGAGAGGCCGUGUGGUUUGGUUGUGACGUCGGGAAACAUUUCCACGGCAAACUGGGCAUCAACGACAUGAAUGUGUUCAACCAUGAGCUCGUGUUUGGAGUUUCGGUGAAGAACCUCUCUAAGGCAGAGCGGCUGAUAUAUGGGGACUCUCUCAUGACCCACGCUAUGAUCCUCACUGCUGUCACAGACAAGGACGGGAAAGAAAGCUAUGAGAAGUGGAGGGUGGAAAACUCUUGGGGCGAUGACCGUGGGAACAAAGGUUACCUCAUCAUGACGGACGAUUGGUUCUCCGAGUAUGUAUACGAGGUGGUGGUAGACAAGAAGUUCCUCUCUCCUGAUGUCCUGGAUGUGAUGCAACAGGAGCCCAUUGUACUUCCUGCCUGGGACCCAAUGGGAGCCCUGGCAUAACUACAGAAAUCCAGGUUUUAACCCCAACCUCUGGUCUAUUUGACUCCGCCCUAUUUCUCGGCUGCUUUUACCUCUCCAAUAUUUCCCCCACACCUCCUUCCAAGACAGCCUGAACUUCUAGACAAAAUAAUAAAGAUUUUGUUUUCUUUUUUACUGGA
Morone saxatilis (striped sea-bass) is the source of this 1804-nucleotide messenger RNA. RefSeq names its product bleomycin hydrolase (gene blmh). Gene Ontology annotation, biological process: response to toxic substance; proteolysis; L-homocysteine catabolic process. The coding region runs from base 216 to 1646 and encodes 476 amino acids. Gene Ontology annotation, cellular component: cytoplasm. Lineage: Eukaryota; Metazoa; Chordata; Actinopteri; Moronidae. The transcript is spliced from 12 exons. The record is from RefSeq and is a predicted model, not a curated record. Gene Ontology annotation, molecular function: cysteine-type aminopeptidase activity.